UUCUGUUUGUGAGUUUAGUCUUCAGUGGCGUACCGGCCUUCAGGAUGAGAGUGGUUCCGUUGUUUUUGUUCUUCUACGCCGUCCGCGAGUUCGGUUGUGAUCAGAUCGAAAGAAAAGUUUUCCCGAUCAAGUACGACUUGACGGUGACUCCGUACUUCGAGACAGAGUCGGAAUCUCGGUUCGACGGAAGACUGGUCUUCUCGUUCAAGCCUCUGAGACAUCACACGGCGCAGACGAUAUCGCUACACUCGGAGGGCUUGGAGAUAAAGUCGCUGGUGUUGUUGGAGACCAGCGUGGAUUCUAAAGAGCAGCUGGAAACCAACACCGAGUACGAUGAUCAGCAGCAGCUGUUAAACAUCGACACGGGGUAUCCGCUCUCAGUGGACAACACUUACGAACUUCACAUCAACUACUCAGGAAUCUUGUGGGACGAUGGUUGGGGCCUGUAUAAAGGCUUUUACGACAAUGAAGGCAAAAGGAGAUACUACACAGUGACACAAAUGAGACCGGUGUUUGCUCGCAGACUGCUACCAUGUCUCGAUGAGCCCUCGUACAAAGCUCGCUUUACCAUCAGAGUGUGGCGCCCUACUCGCUACACCUCUCUUUCCAACAUGCCACUUGUGGAUACUUCACCAAUAAAACACCACCGAUGCCAACGUUUCCUCAUCGCUCUGGCAGUAUUUGACUUCUCUUCCACAACAUCUCCUAACAAAAAGUUCUCAUCCUGGGCCAUCCCUUCCAAAGUGAACAUGACUCUACAUGGACACCGGAGAGUCGCUGCCUUGGUAGAGGCUAUGGAGUCUAUCGCUGGUUCAGCAUUUCCGAUGCCGAAACUUGAUCAACUCGCUCUUCCUCAACUCAACCCUGUGGCAAUGGAGAACUGGGGACUGAAUACUUACAGGGAGGUGAAUAUGCUUUAUGAGGAAGGACGUUCUGCACCAAAAGCGAGACAGGACAUUCCACGCUUUACUGCUCAUGAGGUGUGCCAUCACUGGGUGGGAAAUCUCGUCAGGCUGCAGUGGUGGGACUGGCUCUGGAUAUCGGAGAUGUACGCCAUGUAUUACGAAUACUACCUUCCUUCUAAGAUAGAGCCUUCCUGGAGAAUGCUGGAUCAAAUGAUUGUUGAGCUGUAUAUCCCUGGACUCCUGGAAGAUUCAUUCAACAGCUCGAGGCCACUAACUACCAGGGUGUCCUCCAACCAAGAGAUCUUGGCCAAGUUCUCAGGGGUCAUUUACACCAAAGGUCCAGCUCUAAUUCAUAUGAUCAACAAUUUCAUGACACCCUCGCGAGCUGAACAAGCCUUGAGGUUACUUCUACAGGAGAAGAAGUAUAAUACCAUUGAUCCUUCAGACCUGUGGCGGAUUUAUGAUCGGAAAGCUGAAGAUUUACCAGCAGACAUGGCAACUAUCAUGGGAACGUGGACAGACCAACCAGGGUACCCCUUGGUCACUGCUGUGGUCAACCGAUCAGACGGUUCUGUUACGUUGAGGCAGGAAAGGUUCCUCACAGAAGGAGUAUCCAGCGACUCACAUCUGUGGUGGAUUCCGAUCACGUAUACGACUGGACUGAGACCAAACUUCACAAAUGCUCCCACACGGUUGUGGCUCUCUCCUUGGAAACCAAUUACCACGGUAAAAUUGGGCCCUCGGAUCGAUUCUUGGCUGAUCUUCAACGUCCGACACAUAGGUUUUUACCGAGUAAACUACGACCACGAAAACUGGCAAAAACUGAUUGACGCACUCCACUCUGACCCUGCUGGUAUUCACGAGCUGAACCGAGUGCAGUUGUUGGAUGACAGUCUGUCUCUAGCGCGCGCUGGACGGUUGUCCUACACAGUGCCUCUUAGACUGAUGGAGUACAUGGCACGUGAAGGCUGCUACUUACCUUGGGCCGCCGUUUUACCUUCCGUCAAUUUUCUGCUGAGUAGACUCAACGGACUUCCCACCUACAAUGAUUUUAGGGAGUACCUCAGAGAACUGAUUGCUCCAACGUACGAUUCUGUGGGUUUCUAUCUGAGACCGUCAGAUCCUCACCUUCUCCAGAUGCACAGGGUACAAGUGGUCACCCUAGCUUGUUCUGUAGGUCUUCCGUCUUGCGUCACUGAGGCACAACGGCAAGAACAAUUCAUCAGUCAAAACAAAACACCUGAGAUAGCUGCAGGGCUGGAAUUUGUUCAACUGUGCACAGUGCUGGAGACUGGAGUGUCCCCAGACGACUUGUUCCAUCAGCUGACGGUCUGGGGGCCAAACGACCAGCUCAGAGCCAUGCCCUGUACUUCAAAUAAGACUUUACUGAUCAGGUAUCUGACUACAAGCCUGAUGGGGGACUCGGCUGCCGAUUGGGAAGCCAAGCUGAUGGCAGCUGUGAGCCGGCUGCCCAACGUCGAUACCGUCUUCACCCUCCUGGUAGACCGAUACUCAACUCUACUUGAACGAUAUGGUACAAAAAAUACGUCUACAUACUUUACACGAGUGGGAAGUUUGCUAACAACUAAUGCUCAACUAGCAAAGGUGGAAGCUCUGAGGGCUAAAGUGGUGAAUGAAGAAGUGACUGCGGCUUUAAGAACUGUAUCUUCGGGUCUGCUUGACCGUCUUAGGUGGAGUGAAACCCACUCCCCUACCAUCCAGUCUUGGUUGAACCAUCACAAAACAAACAAAAUAAAGAAAGUUCAAGGUUCGUUGAUAGAAUGUUUUUGAUAUUUUUGUAAAAUUUGUUUGACUGAAUAAUGAGUAAAAUUCGUUUACCCUGUUUUUGA
Homalodisca vitripennis (glassy-winged sharpshooter) is the source of this 2755-nucleotide messenger RNA. Its product is annotated as aminopeptidase N-like. Gene Ontology annotation, biological process: proteolysis; peptide catabolic process. Gene Ontology annotation, molecular function: zinc ion binding; metalloaminopeptidase activity; peptide binding. The record is from RefSeq and is a predicted model, not a curated record. The transcript has 14 exons. Bases 45 to 2696 code for a protein of 883 amino acids. Gene Ontology annotation, cellular component: cytoplasm. NCBI's taxonomy places the organism in Eukaryota, Metazoa, Arthropoda, Insecta, Hemiptera, Cicadellidae.